Molecule: messenger RNA, 381 nt
Organism: Cynocephalus volans (Philippine flying lemur)
Lineage: Eukaryota; Metazoa; Chordata; Mammalia; Dermoptera; Cynocephalidae
Product: histone H2B type 1-B
Exons: 1
Coding region: 1-381 (126 amino acids)
Cellular component (GO): nucleosome
Molecular function (GO): structural constituent of chromatin; protein heterodimerization activity; DNA binding
Source: RefSeq, a predicted model, not a curated record
AUGCCCGAACCUUCGAAAUCUGCUCCUGCCCCAAAAAAGGGCUCCAAGAAGGCAAUCACUAAAGCACAGAAGAAAGACGGCAAGAAGCGCAAGCGCAGCCGCAAGGAGAGCUACUCGAUCUACGUGUACAAGGUGCUGAAGCAGGUCCACCCCGACACCGGCAUUUCGUCCAAGGCCAUGGGCAUCAUGAACUCCUUCGUGAACGACAUUUUCGAGCGCAUCGCGGGGGAGGCGUCGCGGCUGGCGCAUUACAACAAGCGCUCGACCAUCACCUCCAGGGAGAUUCAGACGGCCGUGCGCCUGCUGCUGCCCGGGGAGCUGGCCAAGCACGCCGUGUCCGAGGGCACCAAGGCUGUCACCAAGUACACCAGCUCCAAGUGA